This is a messenger RNA of Humulus lupulus (European hop), 678 nucleotides long. RefSeq lists its product as uncharacterized. NCBI's taxonomy places the organism in Eukaryota, Viridiplantae, Streptophyta, Magnoliopsida, Rosales, Cannabaceae. Bases 143 to 523 code for a protein of 126 amino acids. Gene Ontology annotation, molecular function: telomerase inhibitor activity; G-rich strand telomeric DNA binding. The transcript has 2 exons. Gene Ontology annotation, cellular component: nuclear telomere cap complex. Gene Ontology annotation, biological process: regulation of telomere maintenance via telomerase; telomere capping. The record is from RefSeq and is a predicted model, not a curated record.
AUUUUGAAAUUUUUUUUUCUUUCUUUCUUAUUAAUUCUUGCGUUGUAAUUUCUAUCACAUAAAAAUGGAGUUUUGAUUAGUUUUCAUUUCCUUCUGACAAUUCCAGCCUUGUAAGUGCAAGUAAAGUUGAGAAAAAGGGAAAAUGACAGUGACAGGUUUGAAUUCUGAGCAGCCACAGUUCAUUGCCAGCGCUGGAAAUCGAAGCUUUUCAUCUAAUGCCCCACUGAUUGAGAACUCUGAUGCUCAGAUUGUUGUUCCAGAUAACAAGUUUUUUGGUGAUCAACCUGCCAUUGAUGUACUGACGAAGAAGCAAAAUGCAUUGCUUGGAGUGGCUACAAAUGAUGAUGGAAAUCAAGUGGAGGAAGAUGCUAGAUAUCCACCAUGGGUGCAAUGUUGCCUGAAAUCUCAUUAUCUGGAUAAAUAUGAUAUUUGGGGAAGUCGACAGUAUCGAAUAUUUGGCACUAGAUUGGUGGUUAUUAGGAUAGAUACUCAUUGUCUUGUAUGUUGGCUGGAAAUUGUAUAGCAUGUUAGUUUUACCAUGUGAUUUAAGAUUUAUUGGUUUAAGUUUUCGGGUCUUUGUCUCCUGAGAGCUAUAAUAUAAUUUGAUGACAAUGUUGAAUGUUUUAAACUAAUUUGUGGAUUGUUAAUACAAUGUUGAAUGCUUUUUACUUUUUGUUA